Messenger RNA from Penicillium verhagenii, 3090 nucleotides. RefSeq lists its product as uncharacterized. Bases 1 to 3090 code for a protein of 1029 amino acids. Gene Ontology annotation, molecular function: DNA-binding transcription factor activity, RNA polymerase II-specific; zinc ion binding. Gene Ontology annotation, cellular component: nucleus. Gene Ontology annotation, biological process: positive regulation of transcription by RNA polymerase II; aromatic amino acid catabolic process. The record is from RefSeq and is a predicted model, not a curated record. Lineage: Eukaryota; Fungi; Ascomycota; Eurotiomycetes; Eurotiales; Aspergillaceae. The transcript is spliced from 5 exons.
AUGGGACAAGACUCUAGUGUGGGCCAUGAUCCCGGCAAUUCGCCGUCUCCUACCCCGCAGCAUAGACGCGGCUAUCAGGCUUGCGAUCCAUGUCGCAAGCGCAAGGUCAAGUGCGACCUAGGCAGUGUCGAUAACCCUAGACCCCCACCUUGUGUACGAUGCCGGCGCGAAAGCAAACGAUGCGAGUUUUCGAUCACUCGUCGCAAGCGCAAACUCUCCGAAGCGCCGGAAGAAGAGGUUGAGGAGGAGGCCGAUGUUCUUCGCCGCGACAAACGGAUGAUGAUCGGUGAGAUCGCGGCGAAGAAGGAAGCACCAGCAGAUGGAUCCCCAUUUCUCCCGUCGGAACCAUCUUUUGAUAAUGAUGCCUUUCGAGCUCGACAGCGCUGGCCUGAAGCGCCCCCUCCCGUUGCGGCUGCCGCUGCCGCCCAACGGUACACUCCAAGUGCCCCCAUAGCCGCACCAGCGAGACACUUUUUGGAAUCCAGAGCCCCGCGCAUUCCCCCAUAUUCAACCGCUGAAAGAAACUCGGCACCAGGGUAUGGAGGGCCGCCUAUGUUGAAUCGUACCGCAGUGGAAUUGUUGUCGCCCGCAAUCACCAACACGCACGAUGCUUUACAUUUGCUAUCCGAGGCGGCGGGGAGAACAGAGGACCUGAAUAGGUUUGCGGCAAGACAAUCCGUGUCCUCUUUCAACUCAGGCCCUUCCCCUCUGGCACAUGUCAAUUCACCGGGAAAUUUGAGUGGAUCAUUUUCACGUACUCCUCGAUCGGGAAUGUCAAUGGGUGGAAAUGGCACAUACCCACCGGGUGGAGCGGGUGUUGUAGAUCCUCAAAUAUCUGACGACGCCGGUCCCUCUGAUGGCUCAAAUAACACUCAAGAUCCGGGGUACAUCGAUGCCGUUCGCGCGUGGUCGCGGCUGCGGUUCGUCCGUGCUGGGUGGAUGACGGUUGAAGAAGGAAUGGAUUACGUUGCAUACUACUACGAAAAUUUAGCACCGAUGAGUCCAGUAGUGACUCCAGACUACUCGGAGCCCUCAAAACAUCGUAUUCUACUUACCGAGGAACCGGUACUGGCAGUGACCAUCUUGACAAUCGCCUCGCGGCAUCUGAAACCCAAGGGCGAUGGUGCUAGUACUCGGGCAUUUUACAUCCACGAUCGCCUCUGGUCUUACCUGCGCGGUAUGAUUGAACGCCUGUUCUGGGGGCAAGAAAAAUUUGACGCCGGAGGACCUGGAAUUAGCGGACCGCGAUCUCUAGAUCUCGCACCAACCUCCAGCAGGCCCAAUUUGAAAGGAAAUCUAAGAGCUCUAGGGACCGUGGAGGCUUUACUAAUCCUUACGGAUUGGCACCCACGAAAUCUCCACUUUCCCCCAGGCGACGAUGAAAACACCCUUUUGGACACUGACGCUCAGAGCCAAAACUUCGGUGAUAAGGAUUUGGACCAUGGUGAACACGCAAAAGGAGCGCACACAUCACCUGAAGGUAGACUGGCAUUCCAAAAAUGGUUGGAACCUGCCUGGCGAUCGGAUCGGAUGUCUUGGAUGCUUUUGAGUACAGCUCAAGCACUUGCCUUUGAGCUUGGCGUUUUUGAUCAUAAAACCGAGCCAAAGGGCACACCUGAGUCACCUGCUGAACAGACACGGAAACGCCGAUUGCGGCGCUUGAUUCUAGUCUUUAUCACACACAGCAGUGGCAGAUUGGGUAUCCCGUCGAUGCUUCCUUUGUCUGAAUGGGGCCAAGAUGUCGAAGGAAAUAACAUUGACUCCAAGGAUGGUGAUCCAGAUCUUGAUCGGAUGCAGGACUGCUGGAUGGGUAUUUCUAAGAUUGUCUACCAGGCCAAUCACCAGCUUUUUGCGUCAAGUGAACAGACUUCGGAGUUGAUCAAGAGCGGGAGAUAUCGCGAGCAAAUAGACUGGUUUCAACCUCAGCUACGAGAAUUCCGGCAACACCUCGAUCGUGUGAAUCUUUCCUCUGCGAUGCGAAGCAUUCUCUUGAUUGAGUACGAGUAUACCCGCCUCUAUGUCAAUUCGCUUGCCCUACAGGCUGUAGUAGACCGAUGGACAACCAUGUCCAAUGAGUCUGCUCAAGCCCAGCCUGGGCGACCAGGUUCGGGUCCAUCUCCUGGUAGCAGCGGAUGGUUUCGUACGUUGAUGGAGCUCUAUCGAGUCAAUGAGCAAUACAUCCAGGAAGUUGUGGAUGCCUCUCGUAAAAUCCUGCAAACGGUUCUGGAAGGCCUCGUCCCGGGAGGCCGUCUCAAGCAUGCACCAAUUCGUACAUUUUUCCGAAUUCUGUCUGGCAUGAUCUUCAUUCUGAAAACAUUUACCCUAGGUGCUCGUGAAGACGAUGUGCGAGUCUCGUUGGAUCUCCAAGACCGCACAGUUGAGGCUCUUCGCACGUUUGUGGUGGAUGAUGUGCACAUCAGUAAUACUGUUGCUCGUCUGCUUGAGUUACUGACUAGCAGUAUUCGAACCCGCUUCUUACGUUUUGCUCCGCAUGAUCGUGGUGUGGAAGGUGAAGGACAGGACCGCGGUUCCGCUCCAGUGUCACGAGCUCAGUCACCACCUCGGGAAGGUGUUUCAUCAAAUCGUCGUGAAGGGGGUCAAACCCCUUGGUCGUCUACCCAAGAUGCAACUCCAAACGGAGGCGGAUUGGGAUUUGUGGAGAACACUAGCACCGGUGGGCACUUGGUUGGAUCAGCCCACGAUUCACUUGCCAAUAUUCCUGCGCAGCCAAUCAACUCUUCUAACCUUGGGGUAUCGUUCAUGCCACCGCCACCGUCUGUCUACUACAACUAUUAUGACUCGAAUUCGGCCAUGCCUUCCAACGACCUCGGGAGGUCUUCUCCGAACCAUGUCGUUUCCUCGCAGCCUCUCGACAGCAACGGAGCAAACACGGCGCUCCCAGAUUGGUUUGCUCUUCCGUUAGAUCAAUUCUUCAACAGCUCCACCGGGGUAGUGGACCAGGGCCUAGGUGGAACCGGACCGAUGCUUGGCGAGUUUGACAUGUUAGAGGUGUUGCUUAAUGAGGGGUAUGACAAUACUGCUCACGACGGCGACUCCGGCGGACCCCUCGGCUCACAGUUCAUGUCUUGA